Molecule: messenger RNA, 784 nt
Organism: Zerene cesonia (dogface butterfly)
Lineage: Eukaryota; Metazoa; Arthropoda; Insecta; Lepidoptera; Pieridae
Exons: 1
Coding region: 37-726 (229 amino acids)
Source: RefSeq, a predicted model, not a curated record
ACUGCGCAACAGUAGUUCUCCAAACACACAGCGACCAUGAUCGUUGCAACUCUAUUCGGUUUGCUCGCCUGCGUCAGCGGGGCCCCCCAGUACAAGUACCAUGGACAAUUCUUAAACGAACUCGGAAGUUUUGAAAGGAUGCUGGAUGACGAAAUAUUCAGUAUGCAGAAUUUCUGGACACAACUUAGAAAUGAUAUGUUGAACCUCGAAAACUCUUUAAAGGAUAUAACCCGGCAGAUUUCCAUUAACAGUCCAACCGAGAAAAUCGAAGGCAACGCAUAUCAAAUUAAACUCAGUCUACCAGAUUACGAAGAAAAAGACGUCUCAGUGGAAAUGGGUAGAGGACUGUUGAAAAUCGAAGCUUAUAAGAUGAUGGAUACAGGAUCGAUGAAGCACUUGAUUUAUUCUAAGAUGUUGCCACUAAAUGUAGAAGACACGGGCACUUGGGAGUUCGAGAACAAUGUACUAACUGUCACAAUACCGUUGAAAGGUGUGGACGCUGUAUCUAGUAACAAUGAUAAAGAAGACAAAUCAACAGAACGGGAACACAGCCGUGAGGAACUUGAAGAGGAUGAUGCCAAUGACAAUAUGAAUGCCGAUGUGGGUAUAGAAACUACAAUGCAACCCGAACUACUGACAAACGAAAUACCCCAAUCUAAGGUAGAAGCAACUACUUAUUCCGAACGUGACAGUGAUAUCGAUUUUGUUCCCAUACGCUAUAAAUAAGAGAAUUAUUAUAAUGCAUUUGUGCUAUCAUAUCAUUAUUUAAUAAAAUGUGACGAUA